This is a messenger RNA of Cornus florida, 2697 nucleotides long. RefSeq names its product E3 ubiquitin protein ligase RIN2-like. The transcript is spliced from 13 exons. Gene Ontology annotation, cellular component: cytosol; plasma membrane; ubiquitin ligase complex. The coding region runs from base 498 to 2264 and encodes 588 amino acids. Gene Ontology annotation, biological process: protein ubiquitination; positive regulation of plant-type hypersensitive response; ubiquitin-dependent protein catabolic process. The record is from RefSeq and is a predicted model, not a curated record. NCBI's taxonomy places the organism in Eukaryota, Viridiplantae, Streptophyta, Magnoliopsida, Cornales, Cornaceae. Gene Ontology annotation, molecular function: ubiquitin protein ligase activity; ubiquitin binding.
AAAAAAUUAUACACCAUUGGGUUAUGUAUAUUAUUUGUAAUAAAAAGUGAAAAAUUAAAAUAAGAGGAACUAAGUAUGAACGAGCGAUUCCAAACGAGACGGUGAAGGCAGGGACAAAAUAUUAGGAAUACAAAAUCAAUUUCCAAUUUUAUACUUACAUUCCUAAUUUCCUAGCAUUUUACCCCAUCACCUAUAGCUUUCCCGCAAAAACUGCCCCCAUCUCUCUCUCUAUCUUUCUCUCUCUAGAUGGAAUGAAUGUAGAUGAUGAUUGCAGAAACCUCAAGCCGACGCUCAGAUCUAAGCAGGCUUCUUUAUUUCAUCUUCAGACAUUUGUGUGAUAAUUUAUUGUGUUGAUUCUGGAGGCUGUACAACCUGUCAUAGUCUGUGCUUCUCCGGCUCGUUUCCACUAAAAGUUUUGUGGGAAAAUGGUCAUGCUAAUUUGGUUCUCAUGAAAAUUUGGAAUUUUUGUUGUGGUAAAGAAAAUUUUCACAAAUAUUAUGGGUGUGAGCUACCUAUCAAUCUCUGCAGUGUGCACAGCAUUGAGUUUUGUUGGCCUUCAAUGUUGGACGGAACUUUCACUUGAGAAACUAAUAUCAGAUGGAUUAAUUGGUGGGAUUUCUAAUUAUAUUCAGAACGCUGAUCAUGCCUUAGAGUUGCUUCUGGGUUCUUAUACCACAAUUGCUUUGUUGGCCAAUUGUGCACUCAAUGUAUUUAUUCUGCUCAUUCUAUGCCUUAAGACUAUAUUCUUCGUGGAGUUGUAUCCAUCUGAAAGUCGAAAACUGGUGGAACGUCUUAUUAAUUAUGUUCUUUACAAGGGGACGUUUCUUCCAUUGGUUGUCCCGCCAACAAUAUCUCAAGUGGGCUUAUGGACAACAUGGUUGAUUGUUGUUUGUUCCUUAAAGAUGUUUCAAGCUUUGGGUAGAGAUCGACUUGAACGUUUGAACGCAUCUCCCACUGCAACUUCUUGGACAUAUUUUCGUGUAUAUUCUGUUCUAUUGUUCGUCAUAUGUAUCGACUUGCUCUGGAUAAGGCUGUGUCUGGGGAUCUCUAGAACAUUAGUUUCAUCUAUGUUCAUUUUGUUAUUCUUUGAGCCUCUCAGUAUUUCUUUUGAGACCUUACAGGCUAUCUUGGUACAUGGAUUUCAGUUGCUCGAUAUAUGGCUUCAUCACUCAGCAGAAAACAACACAAAUUGCCAAGGAUCUAAACUUGUUGAUAUGUCAGCAGCAGGUUCAUUGUCGGAAUGGAAAGGCAUUCUUAUAAGGAAUUUGGGGUUUUUCCUAGACCUGAUGACGUUGUUAAUGGCACUUGGUCAUUACGUGCAUAUUUGGUGGCUUCAUGGCAUGGCAUUCCAUCUUGUGGAUGCAGUCUUUUUCCUAAACAUACGUGCUUUGUUAAGUGCAAUUGUUAAGCGUAUUAGAGGAUAUAUUAAAUUGAGGAUAGCUUUAGGAACUCUUCAUGGUGCACUUCCUGAUGCGAAAUCUGAAGAGCUACAGGCAUUUGAUGAUGAAUGUGCUAUCUGUAGGGAACCAAUGGCCAAGGCUAAGAAGCUAGCUUGUAAUCAUCUUUUCCACCUGGCUUGCUUGAGGUCUUGGUUGGAUCAAGGUUUAAGUGAGAAUUAUUCUUGCCCCACUUGUCGAAAGCCACUUUUUGUGGGCAGACCACCUGUAGAAGAAACAAACCCCCGUACCACAGAAGUUUCAACUGAUGAGCAACUUGCUCGCCAAAUUAGUGCUCGACUUGAUUGGCAGAGUCCUGCUGCCCAUAGCUUGCCAGGCGUGUUCCCUAACCAGACACAGAAUCCUUUUGAAAGUGGUGGUUGGAGGGGGGCAGGACUGGAUCCGAGCUGGUUGAAUACUUGGGCUGGCCAGGGUGUUGAUGGAGCCGGUCCAUCUACUGCUAUCGGAUCAGUUGGAUUAGGGAGAGUUCAGAUGAUGAUGAGGCAUCUUGCAGCUGUAGGAGAAACCUAUGCCCCGACUUCCCUUGAAGAUGCUGCUUGGAACAUUUGGCCAAUGAAUCCUUCUCAGGCUGGGACAUCAUCCAGUCCACCAAUUCCUCCUCCUGAUUCUGCAAGAAAUCCCCAAAAUGCGGGUGGUUUACGUAUGAGAACUACCUCUCUUUCUGCCAAUGAUAACAUAGAAAACUUACUUGCCAUGUCCGAGACGGUGCGAGAGGUGCUUCCCCACAUUCCCGAUGAAUUAAUUUUACAGGAUUUGCAGCGAACAAAUUCUGUUACUGUUACUGUGAAUAAUCUUCUUCAAAUGUGAGACUCGGUAAUGUUAUCUUUUCUUUCUAACGUUGAGAAUUUUGAGGCUGAUCCAAGCAUUUUGAAGGUCAGGAGACACACCGGAGGUCCUUGUAUAAUCAAUGUGCAGUUUGUUCUCUUUACCGUGCUAUGCUUAAUAUUCAUAAGCUUCAUUCUCUGUACAUAAAGGCGGCUUACUAAUCCAGCUGUAGUGAAUGAAGAGACGUGUGCAAUUAUAUCAUAUUUUAGGGAAAAAAAUAAGUAUGCAAGUCUGCUAUAUGCAUAAAUGUACAAGUUGGUCUCUCUACUUAUUUUUGCUUUUAUCCUAGCAAGGUCAGCAUGAUUCAAAGAUGAAUUAUAAUGCGGACUAAGGCUCGGAUAUGUGUGUAAAUUAUUGAUAAAAAGGUGUGAAAUAUCUUUGAUGAUAAUGGGAAUGAGUUCUGUUUUUGGUUAAA